Messenger RNA from Astyanax mexicanus (Mexican tetra), 5138 nucleotides. It is a transcript of the gene lhx1a, whose product is annotated as LIM homeobox 1a. Lineage: Eukaryota; Metazoa; Chordata; Actinopteri; Characiformes; Acestrorhamphidae. Gene Ontology annotation, biological process: neuron differentiation; regulation of transcription by RNA polymerase II. The transcript has 5 exons. The record is from RefSeq and is a predicted model, not a curated record. Gene Ontology annotation, molecular function: DNA-binding transcription factor activity, RNA polymerase II-specific; RNA polymerase II transcription regulatory region sequence-specific DNA binding. Gene Ontology annotation, cellular component: nucleus. The coding region runs from base 1020 to 2237 and encodes 405 amino acids.
CGGUGUUCGGUCCGGUCAGGUCUGCGCGCGCGGGGAUGAAGCUAGCCCCGGAUUGGUCUCGGUUUGCUGUGACGUCACGUGCCCGUGAAUAAGGGCGGCUCGCGCGCAUAGGGCGCAGCGCAGAUCAGAUCAGCUCGACAGGGCCGCGCGAGAGCCAACGUGAAAGAGAGAGUGAGUGACAGAGAGAGAGAGAGGUUGAGGGGAAGACGGUACACGCGCCUGUUUGCACAGCGAGAAAAACAACAAGAAGUCGAUGCAAAAUACAAUAUAACACGCGCACCUUGGGACGGAGAGGCACGUGCGCUUGCAAAAGUGGGACUUUAUGUUUUUUGGGGGAUUUCUGGCUGCUCUGACUGGAUCCAUGGACGCGUACACGAGCUUGUGCGUCUCCUCGCGCGUUACUGCUGCUGUUGCUGUCGUCCGAGACCGGUUGCAUUAGACGCGCCUUCGAAACCUUCAUCAUCAUCAUCACAAUUACCACCGUCAGCAUCCUCCUCUUUCCUCCAGCUCUUUCACGCCUACGGUGACGGCCAUGCUGCUUGUCGCGUAGCGUAGCGCGCGCCUCCUCUGUGGUGUAACGUCGCCCACGUGCUGUGGGCUUUUAUUUAUUUACGUGCACGCGAGAGAGAGAGAGGGAGCCAAAGAGGGGGAGAGAACAGACGGACAUGACGGAAGCUUUCACGCGCUUUGGCAACUACCUCACGCACGCGAGAAGCUCUGGCCUGCUUCCUCUGGAGCUUUUCCUUCUCCUGACCCGUGCAUCUUGACCACAUCUGCCCACAUCUGGCUGAUUGAGUGCAGUGCCCCACACAGCUGUUUGCAGAGACUUGUGCAGUGGAGUGCGUGCAAUUGGGGGAGGCUUGGAGUAAGGGGCAGUUGUCUCUUUGCACGUGUGUGUGAAGGUUUUCUCGCGCUGUGGAGGAGAACCAGAAAACAACAGCGGUACCACCAAACCAACCACAUCAAGCGAACCCCACUAAGCUCGAGCUAUAGCAGCGGUGGGAGCGCAUCCGGAGACGAUGGUCCACUGCGCGGGCUGCGAGAGGCCGAUUCUGGACAGGUUCCUGCUGAAUGUGCUGGACAGAGCGUGGCACAUCAAGUGCGUGCAGUGCUGCGAGUGUAAAUGUAACCUAACGGAGAAAUGCUUCUCAAGGGAGGGGAAGCUCUACUGCAAAAAUGACUUCUUUAGACGUUUCGGCACUAAGUGUGCGGGCUGUGCUCAGGGCAUCUCCCCCAACGACCUGGUGAGGAGGGCGCGGAGCAAAGUGUUUCACCUCAACUGCUUCACCUGCAUGAUGUGCAACAAGCAGCUGUCCACGGGGGAGGAGCUCUACAUCAUCGAUGAGAACAAGUUCGUAUGCAAAGACGAUUAUUUAAGCAACUCCAACGGGAAGGACACCAACCUGCUCUCGGUAACAGCCUGCAGUGACCCCAGUUUGUCGCCGGACUCGCAGGACCCUCUGCAGGACGAUGUGAAGGACUCGGAAAUCGCCGCUCUGUCGGAUAAAGAGGCUCCCAGUAACGAGGCUGAUGAUCAGAACCUGGGCGGGAAGCGGCGCGGGCCGCGGACCACCAUCAAGGCCAAGCAGCUAGAAACGCUCAAAGCAGCGUUUGCGGCCACGCCCAAACCCACGCGCCACAUCCGGGAACAGCUGGCGCAGGAGACCGGCCUCAACAUGAGAGUCAUUCAGGUGUGGUUCCAAAACCGGCGCUCCAAAGAGAGGCGUAUGAAGCAGUUAAGCGCGCUGGGCGCGCGGAGACACGCGUUUUUCCGCAGCCCGAGGCGGAUGCGCACGCUGGUGGACCGGCUGGAGCCCGGAGAGCUUCUUCCCAACGGUCCUUUCUCCUAUUACGGAGAUUAUCAGAGUGAGUACUAUGGACCUGGAGGGAACUAUGACUUCUUUCCUCAGGGCCCGCCGUCCUCGCAGGCCCAGACCCCAGUGGACCUCCCCUUUGUCCCGUCGUCGGGACCCACUGGAACCCCUCUAGGGGGCAUGGACCAUCCCAUCCCUGGACACCAUCCGUCCAGUGAAGUACAGCGCUUUUCAGACAUCAUGUCCCACCACCCGGGGGACUCGCCCAGCCCGGAGCCCGGCAUCCCUGGACCCCUGCACAGUAUGUCCUCUGACGUGUUCGGCCCCAGCCCUUCUUUUACCUCACUGUCCCUCAACGGAAGUGGAUACAGCAACCACCUCUCCCACCCCCCGUCGGAAAUGAACGAGGCCACAGUCUGGUAGCCUUCUGAAGGUGGACGUUUCUCUAGAGAGAAAUGAAGGGACAUCAGAAAAGGAAGGGUGGACAGGGGACGCAUUUUUUUUUUGCCAUUCAUAUUUAUUUAUUUUUUUGUUGACGUUUCAUGUUUUUUUGUCUUUAUUUCUUUAUCAUUUUUGUGCUGAGAGAGUAUAAAGAGGUGCAGCAGAGGACAUCGUGGCAGUAGACGUUUACCUUGAUAUUGUGUUGCUGUUCAGUUCUUGUUCUUGUCUCCUCAUCAAAGUCAGAACUCGAGCACACAAAAAGACUCAUUGCUACUGUUGACCUAAUCGCUGUAUGGACUGUGCUGUGAGGUUUUAGCACAGCUGACCACCCCCAACCCCCCCACACCUUCCCAAAGCCCACUGGUUAAACCCUCACUCUCAAAACAAUGAUCGCCACAUAUUAACAGUAUUAGCUACUGUCAAAGACUUUAACUUUACAAAGAAUGGCCCACGGCGGCUUACCUAACGCUUACCUGCGACGUUGACUCCAGGAAAGAUCUGAGCCGUCAGACUAAUUUAUUUAUUUGAAAGCUCCUCAGACCUCUUUGCCUUUCAAGGCUCUGCCAUAUUGACACUUAAACAACCUUUUUGACACUAAAUAUGUUUCUGGAGGCCAGGGAGAGAAAAGGCUGUUUUUUUCCCUCUAUCUGGACAUAUCCUUUUGUUUUUCUGAGAAUUCCACCAAAUCUGACGUUGGCCUUCAAAAGGCAAACAGUAAAUGUUGUAUGGAUUGUGAACCCUUUAUUUAAUGGAAGAGAACUUGAAAUGUUGUUAAAUGAAGUCUACCUUCUAAAAAAAAAAAAUAUUUUAACGAGGGUCUGAAAGGAACUUAGAACAGUCAACUGUUUACGUAAUAUAUUUAAUUCAGGAGUUAAAAAGUAUCAACCAUGUUUUAGAACCUCUUGAUCCAGAUAAAAAAGUUCCAAGCAACCAACCAAACUUUUGUAUCGACUUUAUUUAUAUUGUAUGAAGAAAAAAAAUGAGUUUGCUGGGGUUGUGGUUCACUGUGCUAGUUUGUACAAGAUGUUGUUUACAGAAAAAAAUGGGAAAAAGGAAAAAAAAAAAUCCAAGUACGUAGACAGUUGCCAAAUAAAAACAUAGCACAAAUACUGUAAAAGUGCUUUGCACCAUUAUCUGCAGAACGUGUUGAAACAAAGUGUACGUGUUAAAAAACGAUGAGAAGUAUUUACUUCUGAUUUUUUUUAGUCUGCUGAAAAGAACAUUCAUAAAUUGUUAAUAUAACAUACUUAGACCUACAAGUUUUAUUUUUGUGUCUUUAAAGGAGAAUCCAAACUAUUAAAAUCAAUGGUCAAAUGCGCAGCGAGCAGCUGCUAAUUUCUUUAAAUAUCAAAUUCUCAUGGUAUGUCUUUUAUUGUUCUAAUAAACCUAAGCUUACGUGACCUCCAGUGCAUAUUAGACCAUUCACUGUAUAAAUACGACAUGUUGAACAAAUUUGUGAGUUUUUAAUAAAACUAGAAAAUAUGAAAUUUGGCUGCUAGAUGCUUUUCCUUGGAGUAGCAAAUAUUCUAUUUUUCGGUACAAUACAGUCAGCAUCUACGGUACAUAUCAGGAAAGCCAAAUUGGAUUUGCUUCUUUGCUUCUUCUGUGGAUAUUGACAUUGAGCCAGUGUGUUUGCUUUGUUUUAGGUCAUCACGUUGCAUUAGGCGCUAUCUCUGACUUGGGAGGCAAAUACUGAACCUACGUUUCUCUAUAGAGCUUUGAUUGGUUGUCAACACAUUCAUUUCCAUAGGGAUUUACAUCACAGUGAUAAUACACAUGCAGUAGAGACUUGUUUCUGGUAUUUGGAUGAGAUGUGGUGGAGGGGACUGAACGGCUUGGUGUGUUUAAUGUUCAGAUCCUUGCCAGGAGCGUGAUUUUGGUCUAGCACUAGUAGAAGAAGAAGCAAAAUCCCUGCAAAUAUAACCGCCAAAUAAAUGCCGCCGGCCAGUGUCAGGGUUCCUCAGUGCAGACGUCCAGUAUGCAGUGCUUUAGAUGAAGCGAACGAGAUGAGACGAGAUGAGAUGAGAUGUGUUGUAGGCAGAAGACGAGCUGCUUUGCUUUUAUUAGCGGCUGAUGCAACGCCUGCCUCUCUGACUGCUGCUUUGUGUCUUUGUGAUGGUCAAAGCACAUAACCGUUCACUUCUGAACUAAUCGAUUGGACCACCGAGUCUCACAAUGCGCACACAAAAAGGGGCUGAUUUCCUUUUAUUUUGAUCAUUUCUGAGGUGGCUGAAAAAAACAGCAGUGUUGAAAAUGAAGGUUUCAACAAAGGUUCUUUGGAGCGAUGCUAUGCUAUACCCUUAAACAAAGUGUUCUUUAAGGGUUCUUUAGUAAAUGCAAUGGUUGUACUGUAUAUAGGACUGUGAGGGGUGGCACAAAGAACCAAUUGAAUGCUUAAAUGGUUUUUGUAUGGUAUGAAAAUAAAUCCUUUAUGUAGGCCUAUGACUCAAAAUGGUUCUGUGUAGCACAAAAAAAAAAAGAUUAUGUUAUAAAAAUGAACCUUUCUAUCAGGGCUGCUCAAAAUAUUGUUUUUAGCAUCAUAAUUGCAGGACAUUAAUUAAGUGUUGCAACGUUUUUGCUGUGUGAUGCACAAGAAAAUUCAUUGCAUUGUUUCUAUUUUCAAUAACAUAUAUCUUUCAUUUUACUCAAAUCCUGCAUAAACACGGUGCAUUGUAAAAUCAUGACAUGUUGGGUCACUUACUUUUCAUGCAAGUUCAAGGAUUUCAAUACAUAUACAGCUCUGGUAGUAGUUUUAGUUACUGAAUCUGUUUCUCUGAUUUUGCUAUUUAUAGGUAUAUGUGAGUAAAAUGAACAUUUCUGUUUUAUUCUAUAAACUACGGACCAAAUUUUUCCAGAUUCCAAAUAAAAAUAUUGUAAUUUAAA